CACCAUCGGGAGUCCUCGCGCCUUUCCCACCCGCGCAGACUUUUUCCAUCCUCCCCUUCUUCCCUUCCUAUCACCUUCUUCCACCCUAGGCGGUGGUUACUCCCUUGGUAUCUUGUGACACUUGAGCAUACUCGCCUCUUGUGUUGCUGUCGAUUAUCAACACUUGAGCGCAGUCACCACAUCCGAUGGUGUUGCGACUCACAACUCCCUCACCCGAUUUGUCAUAAAGCGCCCUUUGUCACCACAAGCUCUACUCGACUCACCCGCGCACUCUCCAUUGAACCUCUCCCAACAUCGAACCCUCCUCCCCUUCCCAUACCUUCAGGUCAAAUUGGCGCAGUAAUAUCGACGCGGUGCAUCACAUAUCAUGUCAUCUUACCGCGGCCGAACUGGGCCGAACUUCUCAGAGUACCUGAAUAACCUCAAUACUCUGGCGUCGCCAUACGAGCAAGACAAUUUCUCGCCAGAGGAAUUCGAGUUGAACCAGGACCUGGCUAUGUUCACCAACACCGACUUCACUCACUUCGAUAUUCCUCCUCUAGCAGAAGACGGUUCCUUCCGCUUCGAAAUGAACGAGAACAAGAAUAACCCCGCCACAAAGUACGAAGACAUCCUCCCAAGCUCUGAUGCUGUCCACAAUUACCCGCCUCCACCUGUCGAAACAUCCGUCGCCGAGUCUACUCAAUACUAUGCUACCUACAAUACCCCCAUUCAGCCUGCGCCAGCGCAAGGCUUCAGCAAUGUCGAAAACCUCGGUUCUUCCACUGCUGCGCCAUCAGCUACUGUUGGCCAAGUGUCCCGCAGAAAGGGCGAGUCAGUCGAUUCCAACCUGAACGGCGAGGAGAAGUCUCGCAUGGUUGCCGAAGAGGAUAAGAGACGCAGAAACACGGCCGCUAGUGCACGUUUCCGGAUCAAGAAGAAGCAGCGGGAGCAAGCUUUGGAGAAUACUGUCAAGGAUGUUCAAGACAGAAACGCGAAACUCGAGGCCAGAUUGAACCAGUUGGAGAUGGAGAACAAAUGGCUCAAAGAGCUUAUCACGGAGAAGAACGGCCUUCAAUCCAAGGAAGAAAUGGCAGCCGCCUACCGACAAUAUCACAAAGAAAGCGAAGAGCGCGAUCUAAAAGAGACCAAGCACACUACCGGCGUGGGAACUCAAUGAAUAUCAACCAAAGUGAAAGUUAAUUUGAAUUCAUUUCUUUAGAACAUAUCUCUGUUGGUACAUAUUCCCUAUGAUACCAGAUAAACCACACCAGCAGACAAUGAAACUAGUACUCUUUUUUCUUAA
Exophiala viscosa is the source of this 1285-nucleotide messenger RNA. RefSeq lists its product as uncharacterized. Gene Ontology annotation, cellular component: nucleus. NCBI's taxonomy places the organism in Eukaryota, Fungi, Ascomycota, Eurotiomycetes, Chaetothyriales, Herpotrichiellaceae. Gene Ontology annotation, molecular function: DNA-binding transcription activator activity, RNA polymerase II-specific; RNA polymerase II transcription regulatory region sequence-specific DNA binding. Gene Ontology annotation, biological process: regulation of transcription by RNA polymerase II. The record is from RefSeq and is a predicted model, not a curated record. The coding region runs from base 368 to 1159 and encodes 263 amino acids. The transcript has a single exon.